Messenger RNA from Hyaloscypha bicolor E, 2403 nucleotides. RefSeq names its product HET-domain-containing protein. The record is from RefSeq and is a predicted model, not a curated record. Lineage: Eukaryota; Fungi; Ascomycota; Leotiomycetes; Helotiales; Hyaloscyphaceae. The transcript is spliced from 2 exons. The coding region runs from base 394 to 2343 and encodes 649 amino acids.
GCUUACUUAUAGAAUAUUCUGGAGGCCCGAAUUGUACCUUCCCUUUGCCGUUUUACUCAGCUAUGGUAGGCGUUUUCGGGGGUAGGCAUUCGUAAUCUGAUGCUUGAAACAUGUAUAGAGGUAUUUUUCACCAAGAAACUAAACACAGAGUGGCUUAAAGCGGCAUUGGGGGCGCACAAAAUUAUCGGUUAAACUGGAUUCUUACUAAGCAGACUGGGAUGUGCACCAGUGAUUCACCAGUGAUGCAUUUUCUCAUCCGCUCUGGAUUGUCUCAGGGCAGGCUCCGUUAUUCCCUCUGAUCUGUCGAUCUUCGCACACCUAAAGAUACGAGACUCCAUUACUUCUCCCCCGAACACAGGUCUCUAACUCUAGCGAGAGCCACAUACAUACGCGAUGCCAGUCAUCGAGCCUUUGUGUGAUUUCUGUAUCAGGGUUCCCCUGGACCCGCAGAAGCUUUCGGUCACGUCGACAUUCACCCUUGGUUCUUUGUCGUGGAUCAAGGAUAGUCGCUGUCCUUUCUGCAGAGUGCUCAACCUUGCGUAUUAUGAGGGUUAUAGGGGACGAUCAAGAAUUUCACGCAAUACGGAACAGAUCAUCCUGCGCUGGGCUGCUGCCUCCGGUCCCGGCAACCGAGGUGCCUUCUUUGCGAGUAGCUGGAUCUGCUUCGCUGGGAAAUCCGAUACUAAUACCUUCGUUGACGACGCCUACUUUCUUCGAUCACUAUUGCACUCUGAUCUAGACAUCUCCAGAAUCGCCCGUUGGAUAUCUUCCUGUGAAACGGUACAUUCCGGUAACUGUGUCUUGAAGGCACCCAAAGCUUUUAGAGAUGCAUUUACUGGGCUGAAUGUCAUGCGGCUUAUUGAUGUUUACCAGAAUUGUCUCGUUGAAGUACAAGAUCUGCGUCAAUAUGUUGCUCUUAGCUAUAUAUGGGGUGCUGUGCCCAAUUUCAGGCUUACUACGUCUAAUAGGAAUCAAUUACUCCUUCAAGGUAGUAUUGAUAAAAUCUGGGAGAUGAUUCCGAGAACGAUUCAAGACGCGAUUACCCUUGUUCGGAAGCUUGAACUUCGUUACUUAUGGGUGGGUGCCUUAUGUCUCUUGCAAAAUGAUUGGCAAGAUCUCGAUCGAGGCGUAAACGUCAUGGAUCAGGUGUAUGAGCGAUCCUGGUUUACAAUUAUAGCUGCCUGUGGGCACGAUGCGGACGCAGGCCUCCCAGGAGUACAAGAAAGGAGCCGAAAGAUGUCCAAGCUCACCCUGGAGGUAAAUGAAGAAGUAUCUCUUGGAGUGUAUACUGGCAUAGACCAAUUGGUCAAGGGAACUGUGUACAAUUCAAGAGCCUGGACUUUCCAAGAGCAUGUUUUAUGUCGAAGGGCUCUAUACUUCGUCGAUAACAAGGUCUUCUUCCGCUGCUCAGAAGCAGAGUACUCGGAGUCAUGCCUCGACCAGUCACGUCCACAGCGGCCAUUUGUAAACCAUUCGUCGUUACUCCCGAAAGCUGUGUAUAUGGAGAAUCCCGCAGAAGACUACUCUAUCUUCCUCUUAUACUACUCCAUGCGGGCAUUAACAAACCAGGGCGAUGUACUGCGCGCGAUGGCGGGCAUUAUACGACGACUUUCGGAAAAAGCAAAGUACAGAUUCUUCGAGGGCUUGCCAACAGCGGUGCUGGACGCAUUUCUCAUAUUCGAAGCUCACGGCACCAAUCUUCAACGCCGAAGCGGCUUCCCAAGCUACUCCUGGACCGGCUGGCGUGGUAGGAUAAAUAUUGACACUCCCAGCGGGAUGAACGAAUGGCUGGCGUCACGGACUUGGAUCAUUUGGUAUAAGAGAAGCCCUUCUGGCAUAACAAAUCUCGUAUGGGAUCCCUCCGCGAACGAGUCAUUCCCAAUACACGCCAAAACAUAUCACGGGUACCGAGAAAGACAACAUUUCGAGUCACUAGUUCCACUUAGUUUUGCAACGUUGCGUACUGCUCCAACACAAGACUUGUCUUCCUCUAUCCCGGCCUCGCCAUACCCGCUCCUUCAGUUCUGGACUCUCACGGUCUUCUACAGGAUUGCGGAAAUAAACGUUUUCACUGCAAAGUGCCGUCUUGUUGGUGAAGACGGAAUUAAUUGCGGCAACAUGUCACUCGACGGCUCUGAAGAAACAACUCUCUUUGAUUCCGUAGAGCCGCUCGAGACUAUUCUUUUGUCUGAGUCGGAAGGGCGACGGGAGUAUUACAAUGUAAUGCUUCUAGAAUGGAAUGGGGGGGUUGCGGAGCGAAGGGGUAUCGGCACCAUCUUGCAAUCGGCGAUUAACAAUAGCUUCUCGCCUGGCCCUUUGUGGAAGGAGAUUUUGUUAGGGUAAAAGAAUAAAAGGUGAUUAACAACAGGAUUUAGUAAUUAAUAAGAUAAUUAGAUUGAAGGU